This is a messenger RNA of Haemorhous mexicanus (house finch), 2074 nucleotides long. RefSeq names its product serpin family G member 1 (gene SERPING1). NCBI's taxonomy places the organism in Eukaryota, Metazoa, Chordata, Aves, Passeriformes, Fringillidae. The transcript is spliced from 9 exons. The coding region runs from base 22 to 1761 and encodes 579 amino acids. Gene Ontology annotation, biological process: negative regulation of endopeptidase activity. The record is from RefSeq and is a predicted model, not a curated record. Gene Ontology annotation, molecular function: serine-type endopeptidase inhibitor activity.
UCGGUGCCCGGUGCCACGGGGAUGGGCUCCGUGGGGUCACGCCUCUGGGCGGGCGGGACGAGGUUCUACGGCCGCGCCCCCGGCACGGGUGGGUGGGGACAGAUGGGCCGGGGGCGGCCGGCGACCCCCGUCACCGCGGGACUCCCAGGGCCGGCGGGUGACAGAAAGCUGGAAUCCCGCGCAGACGGGCAGGGUCGGAGCCGGCCAGAUCUCUCGGCGUCGCUGGACAGGCAGGAACCGACCCGCCGGGCACCCAGCAUGUCCAUCAAGACACUCUGGCUGCCUCUGGCGUGGCUAGUGGCCACAGCCACGGUCACUGUCACCCCGGUGCUCACUCUGGAGGCCUCUCCCAGCUGGAUGCCACUGCUCAGAGAGUCCCCGACACCGUCUGUGCCCCCUGUGCCCCCUGCACCCCCUGCUCGUACCCCGGCUCCCUCGCAGGACGUGGGGCCCCACGUGCUGCCCGUGCCCACCCCCAGCGCUCACCCCGAGGGGCUGCCUGGCUGGGGUGUCACAGAUGCCCCCAGCCCCGCAUUGCCCGAGGGGGCACUGGAGGGGCUGGACACUGCAGCCAAUGGCACCACGGCAGUGCCCACACCUGGCACCAGCGCCCCACCGUGCCCUGGGGACGAGGAGCCGACCGACACCUGCGGGGAGCCCACGGGGGAGCAGCGGGCUGCCGUGGCCGAGGCUCUGGUCACCUUUGCCCUCCGCUUCUACCAGCGCAUGGCAGAGGAGGCCGGGCCUGACGUCAACCUGCUCUUCUCGCCCAUCAACGUCGCCAUGGGGCUCUCGCACCUGCUGCUGGGCGCCCGCGGAGAAACCCAGGAGCGGCUGGCCGCCCUCCUGGCGUACCCUCAGGGGCUGCACUGUGUGCACGGCGCCCUACAGCAGCUGGCCAGCACGCCAGGCCUCUUCUCGGCCGCCCAGAUCUUCCACCACCCAGAGCUGCAGCUCCGGCCCCGCUUCCUCAACGACUCCCUGCGCUUCUACGGCGCCCGCCCGUACGCCCUGAGCGGCAACGAGAGCCUGGACCUGCAGCGCAUCAACGCCUGGGUGCGGGAGGCCAGCAAGGGGCUGCUGCCCUCGCUGCUCUCCGCGCUGCCCCCCGAGCCCAGCCUGCUGCUGCUCAGUGCCGUCCACCUGCGCGCCGCCUGGUGCACGCCGCUGGACCGCAAGAAGACGGUGCUGCUGCCCUUCAUGCGGCCCGGGCAGCGCCCCCGCAAGGUGCCCACCAUGACCAGCGCCAAGUACCCGGUGGCCUCCUUCACCGACUCCCGCCUGCGGGUCCAGGUGGGGCGGCUGGAGCUGAACGGGGGGCUGAGCCUCGUGGUGCUGAUGCCGCGGGAGCCCUUGGAGCCUCUGGAGUCUCUGGAGCGGGCGCUGGACCCCGCCACCUUCCUGGCGCUGCUACGGCGGGCGGCCCGCACCGCGCCUCGGGCCACCGCGCUGUCCCUGCCCCGCCUGCGCCUCGACCUCACCCUGGACAUUGUGCCUCUGAUCCACGACAUGGACUUCGGGCUGUUCCUGGACGCGGAGCUGUGCGGGCUGGCGCGGGGCCCGGCCGCGGUGGACACGGCGCGGCACCGGGCGGUGCUGGCGCUGGACGAGGCCGGCGUGGAGGCGGCGGCGGCCAUGGCCACCUCGGUGGCGCGCUCGGCCCUGGUGCUGGAGGCCCUGCGCCCCUUCCUCUUCGUCCUCUGGCACAACACCGGCGACUUCCCCGUCUUCAUGGGCCGUCUCAGCGACCCCCAGCCCUGACUCUGCUCCUCCUGUCCCUGUCCUCCCUCCUCCCAUCCCUCUAUCCUUCCCUCCCGCCUCCUCCUCUCCCUCCAUCCCUGCUUCCUCCUCUCCCUCCUUCCUUCUGUCCUUUUCCCCUUUCCUCUCUCCUCUCCUCCCAUCCUUCCUUCCCUUGUCCUUCCUCCCUCCCUACCUUCCUUCAUCCCUCCCUCUCCCUCUCCCUCUCCCUCUCCCCUCCUCUCCUUCACACUCCCCAGGGCACCAGGGGGUCCCUGCUCCUCCCGUGCCUCAGUUUCCCCACCAGCUCGGGGUCCCAAUAAAUGCACCAACCACG